UCAAAAGAAAUAAAUAUAUAAAUAGAGACUUUAUACUUGUGUUGCCAUAUAUAAAUAACUGGAACGUUGCCUCUAAAAUCCAACGUCUAUAUCUUCAUCUUCUUCCGAAACAAUUUAUUAGGCAAGUUGAAAAAAGAAAAUGGAAUAUUCCUUAAAGAACCAAAACAUCAAAUUAGAGAAAACAAAGGCUUUGCUAAGCUACAAAAGGCGUCAAAGAAUGACAAUGUUGUUCCGUUUCAUGGAAUUCUGCAUAUUUUUGGUUAUAAUGUCAAGAUUCUCCACUCAAUUUCCAUUCGGUUUCAAGCUGUCGACAGAUUAUUUCAAGGGAGUUGGUGUCACCCUCAUUAGUCCUCUAUUCGCUUUUGUUCUUGGAAACGCGAUUGUUAUCAUCCUUUUCUUGAAAUCAGGACAGUCGUCUGCUAAAGUUGAUUCAACGAACAACGUUAAAAUCGAUUUGUACGAUGAGUACAAACAAAAAUGUUGGGUGAACAAAGAGGUUUAUUGUGAACAGAUCGAAAAGCAGAGUAUUCAUGUAGAAAAAGCUUAUUGUGAACAGAGUAAGAAACAGAGCAUUCUGAGACAGAAACAACUAGCAGAAAAGAAACUCGACCGCAGCCAUUCAGACAGCUUUACUAGUUUGUCUCAUGAUGAGAAGCCUCGAAGAGAAUUGGUCCGGUCGGCUACAGUGGGAUGCUUGAAAGUUAUACACACUGACAAUAUAAAGUCGAUGGAGGAUGAAAUGAGCAACGAAGAAUUCAGGACAACUGUUGAAGCAUUUAUCGCAAGACAACAAAGAUUCUUGAGGGAACAAGAGUUACUUUCACCUGUCGUAUCAGUGAAAAAGAAAAAAUGUUGACAAGACAUAUGUAAAUUAAAUAGCAAAGAUAAAUUUGUAUGGAAUAUUAGAUUUGUCCGUCCACUUGUAAUAUGAUUUGUAAUGUUUAAAAGCACACUAGUCCUAUUUCUUUAUA
Capsicum annuum is the source of this 971-nucleotide messenger RNA. RefSeq lists its product as uncharacterized. The coding region runs from base 140 to 856 and encodes 238 amino acids. Lineage: Eukaryota; Viridiplantae; Streptophyta; Magnoliopsida; Solanales; Solanaceae. The record is from RefSeq and is a predicted model, not a curated record. The transcript has a single exon.